AUGACACUUGUUCAGAAGAUGCAGGUUGUAGACCAGAUCGCGUAUGCUUUACGACACAUGCACUCCAACGGCUAUGUCCAUCGCGACAUUAAGAUGGACAAUAUAUGUGUACGCUCAGCAGUGUCGUUGUCCGCAGCCCCCACUACCACUGAUACCACCCGAUCGGAUUAUGGCAGUCAAUCCAAUAAAGGGGCGGUUGUGGCCACACUCAUCGAUCUUGAGACAUGUAUGAAGGUGGAUGACAUUAACCCGAGUAACUUGGUGGGCACUCCCUUGUACUUUCAUCCUUUGGUCGUUACUAACCUGGAGCAAAGCAAGAACCCGUACGACGGAGAGGUAAAUGCCUAUGAUGUGGAUGUGUGGGCGUUUGCGGUUCUUGUGCUGGCCAUAUUUAGUCACGGUUAUGCGUGGGAAUCAGCCAGCCUAACCGAUAGCGGCUACCGAAAAUUCAAGUCCUAUACUCCCAACACUCCAGAUACGUGGGUCGAGGACUAUCGGAUCAUACACAUGGCCAAUUUGAACCACAAUGUCGUGGCUGAAAACAUGGUGUACACUGCUCUGCGGAUACUGCGAACUUGCGAGUCCCGAUGUCCACUUGAAAACCGGGGAACAGCAGACCUUGAGGCAUUUUCCUGGCGCCC
Messenger RNA from Sphaeroforma arctica JP610, 641 nucleotides. RefSeq lists its product as hypothetical. The record is from RefSeq and is a predicted model, not a curated record. Gene Ontology annotation, molecular function: protein serine/threonine kinase activity; ATP binding. Gene Ontology annotation, biological process: intracellular signal transduction; protein phosphorylation. The annotation marks the transcript as partial. NCBI's taxonomy places the organism in Eukaryota, Ichthyosporea, Ichthyophonida. The transcript has a single exon.